AGCCACGUCUCGGUUACCGCGGAAGGUAGAGAAUCCGGUCAGGAAGAUACGGUCAGAGCUCCGUGCGUGACUGGAACAGACAGGACUGGAAUGCCAGUGAAGCUGUGGAGCCAAAACUGGGACUGAGGAGUUUGAGUGGAUUGUCAUUUUCUCUUCUUCUGCUUCAUGUGACCGCUGACUUUAAAGACUGAUAUGAGACGCUAUGAUCCGGCCGAAGGAGGAUAAUCGUGAACCCCCAGUUGACAGCUUAGACACCAAAAAGCACUCUGCUGAAAGGUGACCUCCAGACUCUUCACCUCCCGACAGCGUUUGAAUAUGCCAGAACACAACAAUGAGCUCCAACAUCACAGACCCUGGUCUCCUCUUGACUGCCCACCCAUCACCACGAGUGGCCGGAGCCUAUUCUCAAUCCAGUACACUUCAUCGUGGAGAGAUUGAAGGAGUCUCGUGGAUGGUGAUUGAUGAGAAUUCCUCUUUCACCAACAAACCGCUUAACAUCACUCAUCAAGCAGGGAAUGAAACAGCAGCCCUUGACCCUCUUGGUGGCCACCCUGUGUGGCAAGUUGUCCUCAUUGUUUUACUGACUGGCACCCUGUCACUGGUCACCAUCAUUGGCAACAUAUUGGUAGUGGUGUCUUUCAAGGUUAAUCGGCAGCUGAAGACAGUCAACAACUAUUUCCUAUUGAGCUUGGCUGUAGCUGACCUUAUUAUAGGAGUAAUCUCCAUGAAUCUCUACACAGUUUACCUUAUAAUGGGUUACUGGGCCCUUGGCACCUGGGCCUGUGACCUUUGGCUGACAGUUGACUAUGUUGCAAGCAAUGCAUCCGUUAUGAAUCUUCUGGUUAUUAGCUUUGACCGCUACUUUUCAAUAACCAGACCUUUGACUUACCGUGCCAAACGGACCACGAAGAGGGCUGGAAUCAUGAUUGGCCUAGCCUGGCUUGUAUCACUUGUUCUGUGGGCCCCUGCCAUACUUCUGUGGCAAUAUUUUGUUGGUAAAAGGACAGUACCCUACAAUCAGUGCUAUAUCCAGUUCCUCACAGAGCCGAUUACAACCUUCUGCACAGCAGUGGCGGCUUUCUACCUGCCUGUAACAAUAAUGAGUAUCCUCUACUGGCGUAUCUAUAAGGAAACACAGAACCGCUCAAAAGAGUUAGCUGGGCUUCAAGGUUCAGAAUGUCGUGGGGGGAUACGAGGAAGGGCCAGAAAUAAUAAAAGGGGUGAGAAAGCUAAUUUUGUACAUCAGACUGGAAGUUCUAGGAGCUGUGGUAGCUAUGAGUUGAACAGAUUGCCUAAGAAAAAAAGUACAUGUCAGAGGCUGGUUGGGCGAUUCCACUGCUGGCCAGGGGUUCGGUCAUGGAGACCUGGUAGUAUCCGGCAGGGGGAUCGUGAUCCAGACCAGAGCAGCAGUGACAGCUGGAACAACAAUGAUGCAGCAGCCUCAUUGGACCAUUCUGGUUCCUCAGAGGAUGAGGACUGUGGGGGAAGAGAGAUGAUUUCUCAAAGUCAUGCUAUUUUUUCUAUUGUCCUCAGCCUUCCUGGCAUUAAAGCUGCCGUCAACUCUCAGCUUACAUCAUGUGAGGAUCUGGAUGUAGCCUCAGAAGAGGACCCACUAAGGGGAGCUGAAUUCAGCCAAGAGAGCUUGUCAACAGUUACCACGAAUGCCACAGAAAUUUCACCUGAGGGAACAAACAAUACAGGAAAUAGCUAUCACCAACGUUUCAGCUCACGCAAAACACAGUCAAUGUCCACCAUUCAAGCAAAGUCUAGCCAAGGGUUUCUGGAUGGCACUGAAUCAACAACUACAAUUGAUAGGUCUGCCACCUGCACAGCCACAAAGUCCUCCUCUGUCCCACUGUCUUUCAAAGAAGCCACAAUGGCAAAGCGCUUUGCCAUGCGAACCCGUACUCAGAUCACCAAGAGGAAACGAAUGUCUUUAGUGAAGGAGAAGAAGGCUGCUCAAACACUCAGUGCCAUCUUACUUGCUUUUAUAAUUACCUGGACACCAUACAACAUCAUGGUGCUUAUCACAGCAUUUUGUAAAGUUUGCAUCCCAGAGACCCUGUGGGCAGUAGGGUAUUGGCUGUGCUACGUUAACAGCACAGUCAACCCCAUGUGCUACGCUCUGUGCAACAAGACUUUCCGAACAACCUUUAAGAUGAUACUGCUGUGCCACUGGGACCAGAAGAAAAGGCGGAAGCAAGAGUUUCAACAGAGGCAAUCAGUGGUCUUCCACCGAGGCAUUCCCAGAGAGUCUACGUAAAAUGACUAUAUAUACAGUCAUUUGUUGACAUAAUUUUCAAUGCUGAAGACAGGACAAUGGAAAUAAAGGUUUCACUGGCCUAAAAAAACCAACAUGUCCUUGUCUGCUGUUAUGCUAAAAUACAGCAACAACACAUAAUGGUCUUGUGGUAUGUGUUUAUGUCAGAGCAUCUAUGUACUUUGGCAAAUGGGUACACUUGGGACGGUAUUUCCCUGUGGUGAAGUCUAAAGCUGAAUGCUUUGUCUUUCUCCUAAAACAAUUCUUUACCAUUUAAUGCAAGUGUUGCUGGGAGAAGAGGACAAGGAAAAUAUUGAAAAGGGCUUUUAAAAUGCAUUGCAGGAGAAACAUGAAAGUGCUGUUGACAAAUGGUAAGCAUGUCUAUGUUACCGAGGGGGAUUUACAUUUCUUACCACCGCUGAGGGUAGUUAGGUUUGUAUUGUAGAGUUGUUUUACAUUUUAAACUAGACUGUUUAUAUAUAUGUUCCUGAGAGCCAAUAUAAAGAGGAGACUUAUGUUCACUGGUGUCUACAUUUUACUAGUUUGCAGUGACUUCUUGACUGGCAUGUAUUUUUAGCAGAACUUUUGUGGAAUAUCUUUCUACAUCAGUAUAGCUUUCCUGUUUAUGAUGGAAUAUAUAAAUAAAAAAAAAAUUAUCCUACAAUAUGUCCUUACUCUUACUCAUCAGACAACUGUUAUUUUGUGAUUUUCAUCAUUGGUUUUCUAUGUACUCCAGAGAUUUCGAGCCAGUUUGAAAAUUAUACAUUUGAUGAAGUGAACUGUGAAUAUUCUGUGUGGAACUACAGUCAGUGAACUGCUGCUCUGUUUAAUGUGAUUGUUGUGGUUUUCUAUGGUGAACACAAUAAGUGCAUUGGUUGUGUUUUUCUAUGCUUGCAGUUUCCUGUCAAAAGUGAUGACUGUACAUUGCUGAAAAGGUUCUGUGUACAUUUCUGAUCUGGUAUGCGAAGACUGAUUGCACACACAGAUAUACAUUUUUCAGGAAACGUUUGGUUGUCUGCCAUGGUUUCUCACUUAAAAUUUCUCGAUGUCAAAGGAACAGCUGCGCCCUCUGGAGGCAUUUUAACUCUUACACAUUUAUGGUCAGGAUUCUCAAUCAAAACAGCCACAUUUCCAAGCUUUAUGUAUUUUUUUUACAUUGUAAUGGAAAUGCCAUAAACAUUCAACUAUCAGUGAUUUGUCUUUCUUUUGUGCAGUUCUUUAAAUUUGUUAUAAAGCCACGCCAUAUAUGAUUUGUAUAUAAAGUCAAAAGCUUCGUAUAAGACACAACUAGCAAAGAACACAGAAUAAAAUAAUUCCUAAUGUAUUUUAAAAAGAAAUUUGCUGGCUUUUUUUUGUAAUGCACAUUAGGUUUUUUUAUCUUAAGGUAAUGUUUUGCCAAAAAAAUUAAAAAUGUGCAAAAUAUAUUAAAGGCAAAAGAUGAUCUGUAGUGCAACAGCUGUCAAAUGAAGAAAAUAAAUGAAUAUGGUAAAUUUAUUGUUCACCCUAUUGUUUUUGAAUUAUGUACAAAUUGGAUGUCAAAAUAAAAAAAUAUAUCUCUGGCAACAGUUGUUAUUUUAGCCUGCUUUGAACAUAUUUUGCUUCA
Molecule: messenger RNA, 3863 nt
Organism: Cyprinodon variegatus (sheepshead minnow)
Lineage: Eukaryota; Metazoa; Chordata; Actinopteri; Cyprinodontiformes; Cyprinodontidae
Gene: chrm3a
Product: muscarinic acetylcholine receptor M3-like
Exons: 3
Coding region: 332-2263 (643 amino acids)
Biological process (GO): adenylate cyclase-inhibiting G protein-coupled acetylcholine receptor signaling pathway; G protein-coupled receptor signaling pathway, coupled to cyclic nucleotide second messenger; chemical synaptic transmission
Cellular component (GO): plasma membrane; dendrite; synapse
Molecular function (GO): G protein-coupled acetylcholine receptor activity; G protein-coupled serotonin receptor activity
Source: RefSeq, a predicted model, not a curated record